AUGUCUGGACGCGGCAAAGGCGGGAAGGGGCUUGGUAAAGGUGGUGCUAAGCGCCACCGUAAAGUCCUGCGUGACAACAUCCAGGGUAUUACCAAGCCGGCUAUCCGGCGCUUGGCUCGGCGUGGCGGUGUCAAGCGCAUUUCCGGACUCAUCUAUGAGGAGACCCGUGGGGUGCUCAAGGUUUUUCUGGAGAACGUGAUCCGCGACGCAGUCACCUACACGGAGCACGCCAAGCGCAAGACGGUCACUGCAAUGGAUGUGGUCUAUGCGCUCAAGCGCCAGGGACUAAAUUGCCCAACCGCCCUUCUGAGGAGUGGCUGUUGGUUUGUGCUCAAACCUUCCAUAAUGGCUCGAACCAAGCAAACAGCCCGCAAAUCCACCGGCGGUAAGGCGCCACGGAAGCAAUUGGCCACUAAAGCCGCCCGCAAGAGCGCGCCCGCUACCGGUGGCGUGAAGAAGCCGCACCGUUAUCGGCCAGGCACUGUGGCACUCCGCGAAAUCCGCCGCUACCAGAAGUCCACUGAGCUACUGAUCCGCAAGUUGCCGUUUCAGCGGCUAGUGCGUGAAAUUGCUCAGGAUUUCAAGACCGAUCUGCGCUUCCAGAGCUCUGCGGUGAUGGCGCUGCAGGAGGCGUGUGAGGCCUAUCUGGUUGGGCUUUUUGAGGACACCAACCUGUGCGCCAUCCAUGCUAAGCGCGUAACUAUUAUGCCCAAGGACAUCCAGUUGGCACGUCGCAUCCGUGGAGAGAGGGCAUAA
Messenger RNA from Orycteropus afer afer, 756 nucleotides. Its product is annotated as histone H4. Gene Ontology annotation, cellular component: nucleosome. The record is from RefSeq and is a predicted model, not a curated record. Gene Ontology annotation, molecular function: structural constituent of chromatin; protein heterodimerization activity; DNA binding. Gene Ontology annotation, biological process: nucleosome assembly. NCBI's taxonomy places the organism in Eukaryota, Metazoa, Chordata, Mammalia, Tubulidentata, Orycteropodidae.